This is a messenger RNA of Hemiscyllium ocellatum (epaulette shark), 5150 nucleotides long. It is a transcript of the gene prkd2, whose product is annotated as protein kinase D2. Gene Ontology annotation, biological process: protein phosphorylation. The coding region runs from base 256 to 2865 and encodes 869 amino acids. Gene Ontology annotation, molecular function: ATP binding; protein serine/threonine kinase activity. The transcript has 18 exons. The record is from RefSeq and is a predicted model, not a curated record. NCBI's taxonomy places the organism in Eukaryota, Metazoa, Chordata, Chondrichthyes, Orectolobiformes, Hemiscylliidae.
GCGAGGGUAGGGUGUUUCCUGUUUUUCUGUAUUUGACGCCAUUUUGUGGGUUUAAACUAUCAAAACAGAGUGAGUUCACUCAUUGUUGGCAUUGGAACAAGUUUGUGUUGAGGCUACUGCUGGAGUUUUUAUUUUUGAAGAAACCUUUUGCUCUCUCUCUCUCUCUCUCUCUAUAGCACCACUUUCAAUCUCUGUUGCCCAUCGCUCCCCUGCCUGUGGCUCUCUCUGAAUCGCCUUGCACUGGAGGGGCAGGUGAUGAGUUCUGUGUCUGUUGCCUGCCCCACUAGCCCAGCUCCUUGCCUGGGACAGGGGGUCGCUAGCCCUUGCCCGUCCGGCUGCGUGGGGACCUCGUUCAUCAUCCAGAUAGGACUGACCCGGGAAUCCGUCCUGCUCCCGACUAGUGGCGACAGCACCUUAGCGAGAGUCAAAGAACUUGCCUGUUCCAUCGUGGACCAGAAGUUCCCAGAAUGCGGCUUCUAUGGAAUGUACGACAAAAUCCUCCUCUUCAGACACAACCCGACCUCGGACAAUAUCCUGCAGCUGGUGAAAUCUGGGCACGAUAUCCAGGAAGGAGACCUGAUUGAAGUUGUGUUAUCAGGUGCUGCCACUUUUGAGGACUUCCAGAUUCGCCCACAUGCCCUGAAUGUGCACUCGUACCGCGCGCCAGCGUUCUGUGACCAUUGUGGCGAGAUGCUGUUCGGGCUGGUGAGACAGGGACUGAAGUGUGACGGUUGCGGACUGAACUACCACAAGAGGUGUGCGUUUAGCAUCCCGAAUAACUGCAGUGGGGCCAGAAAGAGGCGACUGUCCAACACCUCGCUGACCGGAUCCAUCAGCUCGCGAUUGUCCGUCUCUGAGCUCUUCCUCACAUCACCGAGUGACAGCCAGAAGAGCCUGGUGGAAACGGUGUCUCUGAAGGAAAAGCGUUUGAACCUGGGCAUCUACACGGGACGGCCGAUUGAGCUGGACAAAAUCUUCCUGUCAAAGGUCAAGGUUCCACACACGUUUGCUGUGCACUCCUACACCCGGCCCACCGUCUGCCAGUUCUGCAAGAAAUUGCUGAAGGGGCUGUUCCGUCAGGGGCUACAGUGCAAAGACUGCAAGUUCAACUGCCACAAACGAUGCUCCGAGAAAGUACCCAACGACUGCUUAGGCGAAUCAAUCGCCAACGGGGAUGUGAUGAGCCCCGGCAUUGACGUGGACGUAAACAUGGAGGAUGUUACAGACGACGGCGACGGAGACAAAACCCUGACCAUGGACGACUUUGACGAAUCGCCCACCACCCCCAGCCACCGCUCGGAGAACGGUUACCCCGGCGAUGACGACAGCCCCAACAGAAUGAUGAGUGAUCCCAUGGCCAGCAACAUCCCCCUGAUGCGUGUGGUACAGUCUGUCAAGCAGACCAAGCGGAAAUCCAGCACCACCCUGAAAGAGGGUUGGGUGGUUCACUACAGUAACAGGGAUGCGCUGCGGAAGAGACAUUACUGGAGACUGGACUGCAAGUGCAUCACCCUGUUUCACCAUGACACCGGGAAUAAGUAUUACAAGGAGAUCCCCCUCUCGGAGAUCCUGGGGGUGGAACCUGCUGAGAACUCUGUGACCAUCCCUCACUGCUUCGAGAUCCGGACGGGCAACGUGGUGUACUUUGUGGGCGAGAAUCCUGCCUCGCACCCACCUUCGGGAUCCGGAGAUCAGGGCAGCGUCUCCUGGGUGGAGGAGGCCAAGGCCUGGGAAGCUGCUAUCCGGCAAGCACUGAAACCUGUCAUCUUCCAGGACACUCAGGACCCCCAGGAGCAGACCCCACACAGACAGGCCUCAGUCAAUUUCUCCGUGCCCAACAGUCAGAGCCUGGAGAAUGUGGAUAUUGCGACUGUCUACCAGAUCUUUGCAGACGAGGUGCUUGGAUCCGGCCAGUUUGGGAUUGUUUAUGGAGGCAAGCACAGAGAGACCGGGCGGGACGUAGCAAUCAAAGUCAUUGACAAACUACGCUUCCCAACCAAACAGGAGAGCCAGCUACGCAAUGAGGUGGCCAUCCUACAGGGCCUGUCCCACCCUGGAGUGGUCAACCUGGAGUGCAUGUUCGAGACUCCUGAGAAGGUGUUUGUCGUCAUGGAGAAACUUCACAGCGACAUGUUGGAAAUGAUCCUGUCCAGCGAGAGGGGCCGGCUACCGGAAAGGAUCACCAAGUUCAUGAUCACACAGAUCCUUGUUGCCCUCCGGCAUCUACACUUCAAGAACAUCGUGCACUGUGAUCUCAAACCAGAAAAUGUGCUGCUGGCGUCAGCUGAGCCCCUCCCUCAGGUGAAACUCUGUGACUUUGGCUUUGCCCGAAUCAUCGGCGAGAAGUCCUUUCGCCGCUCGGUGGUGGGCACCCCGGCCUACCUGGCACCUGAGGUACUUCUGGACAAAGGCUACAACCGCUCCCUGGACAUGUGGUCAGUGGGGGUGAUCCUGUAUGUCAGCCUCAGCGGCACCUUCCCCUUCAAUGAGGACGAGGACAUCAACGAUCAGAUCCAGAACGCUGCAUUCAUGUACCCACCCAAUCCCUGGAAGGAGAUCUCGCAGGAAGGCAUUGAUCUGAUCAACAACUUGCUCCAGGUGAAGAUGAGGAAACGAUACAGUGUGGACAAGUCUUUGAGUCACCCAUUCCUGCAGGACCAGCAGACGUGGUUGGACCUGCGAGAGCUGGAGUGCAAGAUUGGAAAGCGGUACCUGACCCACGAGAGCGAUGACCCACGCUGGGAGCAAUGCAGCCGGGCACAGCACCUACAGUACCUGCCCCACCUGACCAAACAACCCCCUCCUGCUGCUAGCUCAGGCAGCAGAGAUGUGCAGAGACUCAGCGAGAGAGUCAGUAUCCUCUAAACACACUCCUGGAGUUCAGGAAAGAUGUUCGUACCCCUUUAAUACACACUCAGUCUCCCACACACUCUCUCACAACCAGUCUUUCUCACUCUCUGUUUCUGUCUUUCUCUCGCAUGUGCGCAUAUGCUCUUUCUCUCUGACCCUCUCGUGUGCUUUCACUCUCUCUCUCUGACUCUCAUGUGCUCUCUCUGUCUGACUCUCUCGCACAUACUCUGUCUGAAUGUUUCUCUCACACACUGACUUUCACGCACACUGUCUGACUCUCUCUCACACACUCUGUUUCUCUCUCACACUGACUCUCUCAUGCACACUCUAUCUAUCUCUCUCUCGCACUCUGUCUGACUCUCACACUCUGACUCUCUCGCACACACUCUCAGUCUGUCUGUUUCUCUCUCACUCUCGCACACUUUCUGUCUGAAUCAUUCACACUGUCUCUGUCUGUCUGACUCUCUCUCGCACAGUCUCUCUGACUCUUCACACACUCUCUGUCUGUGUCUCUCUCACUGACUUUCUCUCGCACACUCUCUAUGUCUGACUGACUCUUGCACACUCUCUGACUCUCUCUCUCUCUCUCUCUCUCUGUCUGACUCUCUCUCUGUCUGACUCUCUCUCUGUCUGACUCACACAUUCUGACUCUCACACACAGUCUGUCUGUUUCUCUCUCACAGACUUUCUGUCACACACUCUCUGUCUGACUCUCUCAAACUUUUUUUCAGUUUUUCUGUUUCUCUCACACUGACCUUCGCACACCAUCUGUCUGACUUUCUCUCACACACACACUCUCUUUCUCUCUCUCAAACACUCAGUCUGUCUGUUUUUCUCACACACUGCCUUUCUAUCGCACAUUUUCUCUCUCUGUCUCUCGCGCACACUCUCUCUGUCUGUCUGAUUCUCUUGCACACUCUCUCUCUGUCUGUCUGUCUCUUGCACACACUCUGACUUUCUGUCUCUCGCACAUUUUUUCCAUCUGACACUCUCGCUCUCUCUCGGAGAGGGCUCUGUGGAUUGAGACUUUAACCCCCUGACCGAUCAGUCUUACUCCUGCAGUGUGGGAGGUCAGGAUCUCACUCAGUGGGAUGUGAGAAUCCAGUUAUUCAUGGGGCCACAGGAGAGGCUUGGUCCUGUACAUUAAAAGCCUUCCAACCCUAACUGGGCACAGGGCGGUGGUAGAGGAACAUUCAGUCUGACUAACAAAGCUGCUAAUCUGCCUGUUGGUUAGGGUCAAUAUUUAGGAGGGGGGUAAUUAAAAGGGGAAAGAAAUUAAUCCCCCCCCCCACAAAAAGAGGCAGUGAGCUAUGGACAUGUUUUAAGUGUAUUAUAUACUCACAGUACCUUUAGUAUUUUUAAAGAUAGGAACAUCGUACUGCUUUAGCAAUCCCUGCUCCUAAACUGGAAGGGUCAUUCACCAGUUUGCUAACCCAGGGGCUGCCUUGUGUUCUAGGUGAAGCCAGUGUUAACUAUAUUGCUUCCUGCAUUGGAUUAGCCACACUGGGAUUACAGCGGCCAAUAUUCAGAACUUCUCUUUCAUCUACCUGUUCAGAGAUGCUACCACACUCCCUCAGGAGCAGGAGGGACUUGAGCCCAGUCCUCCUAGCUCAGAGGCAGGGACACUGAGCCCUCGGGAGCUCAGGGAAAUGGUGGGGAGCGUUUCCAGUUGGGGCCGGUGACUCUGGGAGCACUGUCCAGGAAACGAGGCCUAUGGAACCUGCCAGAGCCUGCCUCAGACUCCCAGCCUUGAGUCAUUGAGGUGGGGAAGGAGCAGGAGGGAGUGGGGGCUGCCAGUUUGUAUAGUGUGGGACCCCCUACAGAUCGGACUGGGUGGACAGGGGCUAAACCUUGCAAGAGGAGGUAAAUCCUAGAAGGGUUCAGAAAGUUACAGCGAGGGAGCUCUCUCGCUUGAGUGAAUGCUAUCAGCAUUCUCUGAUGUGUUGUAUGUUACUUAUUUAUAUAAAUAUAUAUUGUACAGAAGCAGAGACUGCAAACUGAGAACAAAAGUAUAUUAAGUGUUCCCAUGUCUCCGCAUUGUUGUGUGGUUGGGACUGUGGGUUUGUUUCUAAUGUUACUCCUGCAACUGUCAUUCCCUCUGCCCCUUGUCAACAUCAAUGUGAGUCUUUUUUAAAACUGUAGAAAGUUCCUGCAGUGCCUGAGAUUAUGUUUGUCUGUCUGUCUGUCUGUGUCUGUGUCUCUCCCAUUCUUUUUUUGGUCUCUCCCAACUCUCAGCAAACCCACUCCCCCAUUGUUGUGGUGUGUAAUGUAUAUAUUUUUAAUAAAAAUGUAUUACUCUG